CAGCCGUGUGUCAGGCCAUGUGGCCCUUCCUCUCUGGUUUGUUUUGGGGGCAUUCCUGGGUGCUCUUCUGGGGCCAUCCCACACGGGGAUGCACCCGGCCCCGUGCAGCGUCCCCUGCCUGUGGCCUGCUCCGAGCUGGAGCCCUGAGGUCUGCUCCGGAAGCAGGAAGCGUGGCCCACCUUUCUGCGGACAGCUCAUCACUUCGGGAUCGAGGGGACUUCUGGCGUCACUGUGUCUGUAAGACGUUGCGUCGGGGCGCUGGGCAGUGCGGCCCUUUGAUGCUACCAUUUGCCUAGUGGCCAGCAACGUUUUUGUCUUGGCCUUUCAUCUUUCCUCACUCACCUGUAGCUUUAGGAAUAUCUUUUCUCUUAAACUUCACCCCGAUCACUUGCUUCUUUCUCACCGUCUCGCGUCGCUGGUUAACGUGCAGGAAUACGGACGUGCUUCAGUCCUCAUUCCGUGGCCUGAGACCUCCUGAAUCCCCGUGCUUAGCUGUGUUUCCGCUGGCCCUCAGGUGUCCCCUUUGGUCUCUCCGUGCUCAGCCGACUCUGUGAGUGGACGGAGUGCAGAGUGGCCCUGCUUGGUUCUGGGUCUCCGAGGGGAAACUCCGGCCUUGCCACUGGCUGGCGCCUCCACAGUGUCCUUCACCGGGGGACGGGGGACGCCUGAGCAAUGUGUUGAGAUGUUUUGUUGGAUUUUGCGGCUUCCCUCUGGCUUUCUGAUCCCCCGGGUGUCGCUGUGCUGGGUCCCUGCCUCCCGCCCUUUCUGCGUCCCAAGCCUGGUGCCGCAGGCCGCGUUCUUCCUGCCAGGGCCGUUUGCACCCAGGUCGUGAGGAGUGUUGGUCCCGCCCAGGAAGUGGGUUUCAGAGCCAUUUCUUCAGGGUUGUGGAACUGCGUCUCCUGCAGGUCAUGCUUUGACUGUCCGGUUUGCCGGCCCCCGGGAGCCGGCUGGAGUCCCACCUUCGCCUUCGCCACGUUUCACAGCUUGCUGUCGAAUCUCAUUUCUGUUUGGAGUUGUUAACUUGUGCGGGAUUUUCAUUCUUAUCUUCGCCAAGUGCUCGGGAGUCCUGUGUUGGCCGGCUGAACGUGUACCUGACGGGCAUGGACCCCUUCUACUUCCACGCCGUGAACGUGGUGCUGCACUGGCUGGCCAGCGUGGCGCUCAUGCACGCCUGCGACACGGCCGUCUUCAGGGACCCCGCACGCGCCUUCCUCGCCGCCCUGCUCUUCGCCGUGCACCCCGUGCACACGGAGGCGGUGGCGGGGAUCGUCGGCCGGGCGGACGUGCUGGCCUGCCUGCUCUUCCUGCUCGCCUUCCUCUCCUACGACAGGGGUGUGGCCGGCGCGUCGCCCGGCUGCCUGCUGCUCAGCCUGUGGCUGGGCACGUGCGCCAUGCUGGUGAAGGAGACGGGCAUCACUGUGUUCGGCGUCUGCUUGCUACACGACCUCUUCUCGCUGGCCCACACACACCAGGAGCCAGCCCCGGCGGGCGGCGCCCGGAGUCCCCUGCUCGCCCUCAGGCCGUUCCUCAAGAGGGCCGCGCUGGUCGUGAGCUACGUGACCGUCCUGCUGGGCCUGCGGCUGUGGAUCAUGGGGGGCUCCCUGCCGCUCUUCUCGGAGCAGGACAACCCCGCGUCCUUCUCGCCUUACCUCCUCACCAGGUUCCUCACCUACUGCUACCUCCUGGCCUUCAACGCGUGGCUGCUGCUGGCGCCCGUCACGCUGUGCUACGACUGGCAGGUGGGCAGCAUCCCGCUGGUGGAGAGCCUGUGGGACGCGCGCAACCUGGCCAGCCUGCUGCUGGCCCUGGCGCUGGGCGCGCUCGGCCUGCACUGCCUGGCAGCCUGCAAGAGGCUGGAGCACAGGGAGACGCUGCUGGGCCUCCUCUUCCUCGUCCUGCCCUUCCUCCCGGCCAGCAACCUCUUCUUCAGGGUGGGCUUCGUGGUGGCCGAGCGGGUGCUGUACAUGCCCAGCAUGGGCUACUGCAUCCUGCUGGUGCACGGGCUGAGCAGGCUGAGCGCGGGGCUGCCGAGGGCCGGGGCCGCCCUCACCGUGUGCACGCUGCUGCUGCUGCUGCUGUUCUCCUGGAAGACGGUGAAGCAGAACGAGGUCUGGCUGUCCCGGGAGGCCCUCUUCAGGUCCGGUGUCCAGACGCUGCCCCACAAUGCCAAGGUCCACUACAAUUACGCCAACUUCCUGAAGGACCAAGGCCGUGACCGGGAGGCCGUCCACCACUACCAGACUGCCCUCAGGCUGUACCCGCGCCAUGCCAGCGCCCUGAACAACCUCGGCACGCUGACCAAAGACGCCGUGCAGGCCCAGGCCUACUACCAGCGGGCGCUGAGGCUGAACCCGCAGCACCACCGCGCACUCUUCAACCUGGGCAACCUGCUCAGGGCCCAGGACCGCGGCGAGGAGGCCGUGGCCUUGCUGAGGGAAUCCAUCAAGCACGGCCCCGAGUUCGCAGACGCCUACUCCAGCCUGGCGUCCCUGCUGGCCGACCAGGACAGGCUGCAGGAGGCCGAGGAGGUGUACCAGGCUGGCAUCAGCAGCUGCCCCGACAGCUCGGACCUGCACAACAACUACGGGGUCUUCCUGGUGGACACGGGCGCCCCCGAGAAGGCCGUGGCCCACUACCAGCAGGCCAUCGAGCUGAGCCCGGGCCACCACGUGGCCAUGGUCAACCUGGGCCGGCUGCACCGGUCACUGGGGGACAACGAGGCCGCCGAGGAGUGGUACAAGCGCGCCCUGCGGGUGACCCGCCGGGCCGAGAUCCUGUCGCCCUUGGGGGCCCUGUACUACAACACGGGCCGCCACGAGGACGCGCUGCGCGUGUACCGGGAGGCCGUGGGCCUGGAGCCUGCCCAGCGGGAGCCGCGCCUGGCGCUGGCGCAGGUGCUGGCGGCCACGGGCCAGGCGGACGAGGCGGAGCAGCUGACGCGCCAGCUGGAGGCGGAGCAGCCGGGCUGCGUGGAGUGUUUCCGCCUGCUCUCGGCCAUCUACGGCCGCCAGGAGCGCCACGACAAGGCCCUGGACGCCAUUGACAGGGCUCUGCAGCUGCGGCCGCAGGACCCCAAGGUCACGUCCGAGCUGUUCUUCACCCGGGGCAACCAGCUGCGGGAGCAGAACCUCCUGGACAAGGCGUUUGAGAGCUACAAGGCGGCCGUGGAGCUGAACCCGGAGCAGGCCCAGGCCUGGAUGAACAUGGGCGGGAUCCAGCACAUCCAGGGCGACUACGUGGCCGCCCGGGCCUUCUACGGCCGGGCCCUGCGGCUGGUGCCCCACAGCCGCCUGCUGCGGGAGAACCUGGCCAAGCUGGACCGUCUGGAGAAGCGGCUGCAGGAGGCCGGAGACAAGGAGGACACGUAGCUGCCCGCCCAGAGAGGGCGCUGCGCCCGCCCAGCGGCCCGAACGCCGCGUCUCCCCUGAGAAGCCAAAGAAGAGUGGCCGGGCCGGCCGCGGGCGGAGGAGACGCCGUCUCGGGCCGCCCUCCUGCUCCGGCUCCCGGACGUCCACCCCAGGAGCACGGACGCCCCAACGGCUGUGAGGCCGAGGCGGCCUGGGGCGGGGGCAUGAGUGUCAGGGCUGGGGCUCGGGUCAUUCUCCACGGCCAGAAAUGAGUCGCGAGUAGCUGCCGGGGAACCUUCUGGAACGUGUGUGGGAAAGGUUCUGCCUCCAGGACCUCUGACUUGAUCCCCGUGAGGACUCGGUGUGAACCCCGGCGAGUCCCCAUGCCGCCUCACAGCAGGUUUUCCUGCCCGCCCCAACCCCCGUUACCCUCACGGAAGCUUCUAGAAUUGGGCGGCUCCCCUUGCCCCUCGGGGAAAAUCAAGGAUCCGGGUAACCCCUCAUUCAGUACGGGAAUCUUGGGAGUGCUUCGGUCACAGGUGUCUCCAGAGUGACGCCUGUGCCCUGAGGUUUCAAAAGUGCUUUUAAAAAUCAUGACGAUUUCUGCCUCCGAAUAUAGAGCUAUUUUGGUGGGGAAGAGCAUAAUAUAUUCUACGUGAGAAGUGUUCAAGAUAUUAACCGAGAGAAAUGUUCUACUUUAUUAUCUAUCCAGACAUCCCGAGGUUAUUUUUUUGAAAAGUAUAAAUCGAAGCAUUCCGGAUGCUUCCUGCUUUAUCUCAGAAGUCAGACGCCCCCGGGCUGCUGGGUGAGGGCCGAGCGCUCUGGGACCCUCCACGGUCAUUCCGGAGAUGCUCGGAGACCGCGCAGAGACCCUGGGGGGGAGAUUCCUAUUUUUAAAGCUAUAUAUUUGUAUGGAGAGGACAGGAAAGGCAGAGUUGCACUUACAUUUGAGGAUUGUUUUAUGUUAUUUAUUUCAUAAUUUAUUAGAUAUUUAAUACACAUGACACUUUGGGUCUCCAUCCAUGGUGAUGUGGCAGCUUCGAGCCGGGGCAUGGGACAUGCCAGCCCGUGUGCAGCGUGUCCGAGCUGGACGGUCCUGGGGCACUGGACACACCAGCCCCCGCUCAGCGCGUCCGAGCUGUUCCCUCCCGCGGUGGAAGGCCACUCCCUCCUGCUGAGGCCGUGGGUGCGGGUCCAUCCGGGCCCAGCCCGCAGCCUUAGCAGGACCCAGGCCGCCCUCCGUUCAGUAUCCACUCCCGAACUCCUCUCGGGCGGCCCCUGCGAAGGGCCCAGCCCGCGUGGAAGCAGUUGUGCCUGACCGGGGCCCGCCCACCCGGCCCCUCUUUGGACAUCAGAAGUGAGCACUGUUGCCGGGUCGUGUCUUUGUCCCGAGUUAACACCGUCUCUGAGACGCGUCUGUGAAGCUGUCCUGGCUCCGUGGUGCCUAGAAGGAAAUAAAUCACCUAAUUUUGCAGA
Messenger RNA from Sorex araneus (European shrew), 4823 nucleotides. RefSeq names its product transmembrane O-mannosyltransferase targeting cadherins 1 (gene TMTC1). NCBI's taxonomy places the organism in Eukaryota, Metazoa, Chordata, Mammalia, Eulipotyphla, Soricidae. The transcript is spliced from 19 exons. Gene Ontology annotation, biological process: protein O-linked glycosylation via mannose. The record is from RefSeq and is a predicted model, not a curated record. Bases 1101 to 3368 code for a protein of 755 amino acids. Gene Ontology annotation, molecular function: protein binding; mannosyltransferase activity.